Agrilus planipennis (emerald ash borer) is the source of this 945-nucleotide messenger RNA. Its product is annotated as peroxiredoxin-2. Gene Ontology annotation, biological process: cellular response to stress; hydrogen peroxide catabolic process; response to oxidative stress. NCBI's taxonomy places the organism in Eukaryota, Metazoa, Arthropoda, Insecta, Coleoptera, Buprestidae. The transcript has 6 exons. The coding region runs from base 147 to 845 and encodes 232 amino acids. The record is from RefSeq and is a predicted model, not a curated record. Gene Ontology annotation, molecular function: thioredoxin peroxidase activity. Gene Ontology annotation, cellular component: mitochondrion; cytosol.
CGUGACAUUUAAAUAUUUAGAUCUACGGCUUUUUGUAUUUGUCCCGAAUUUAGAAAUGUGUGAGAACUUUUUCUAAGAGCAAGAAUUAUUACGAAUAUUACUUAUGUAUAAUAAUUAGUGCUAUUGCAUUUUAUUGAUUAUUCAAAAUGUCUCGUAUUUUUUCUACUAUCAUUAGAAAAGCUCCAAAGCUUAUUAAUGCUACUACAAAUACCAAUAAACCCAGUUUUAUAAGAAAUAUCUCAACCAGUUAUGGACUUUUUGCCCCUAUGGUUCAGCAGAAAGCCCCUGAUUUUAAAGGAACAGCAGUAGUAGGUUCCGAUUUUAAAGAAAUUCAAUUAUCAGAUUUUAAAGGAAAAUAUCUGAUUUUGUUUUUUUAUCCUUUAGAUUUUACUUUUGUGUGCCCAACUGAAUUGGUUGCAUUUGACAAAGAGUAUAGCAAGUUUCAGAAAUUAAACACUGAGUUGGUUGGUGUAUCAGUAGAUUCACAUUACACCCAUUUAGGUUGGAUUAACACUCCUCGUUCGGAAGGUGGAUUAGGUAAUAUUUCAUACCCCCUCUUAUCAGAUCUGAAGAAAGAUAUUGCACGUGAUUAUGAAGUCCUUUUAGAAAAAGAAGGGAUAGCAUUAAGAGGUCUAUUUUUAAUUGAUCCAAAAGGGAUUGUAAGGCAUAUGUGUGUAAAUGAUUUACCAAUUGGUAGAUCAGUUGAUGAGGCUUUGCGAUUAGUUGAAGCUGUACAGUUUGCUGAUACUCAUGGGGAAGUAUGCCCUGCUAAUUGGAGGAAAGGUGAUAAAACAAUUAAGCCUGAUCCAAAGGGCUCAAAAGAAUUCUUUAAGACACAGAAAUAAAUUAGUUUUUGGGUUAUUAGUUCUCUCUUCAUUAAUCUAGUUGUAAGCAUAAUCAGCAUGUUUAUAUAUUAUGGGUGAUAAUAAAAACUUAUCAACUGUU